This is a messenger RNA of Nicotiana tabacum (common tobacco), 917 nucleotides long. Lineage: Eukaryota; Viridiplantae; Streptophyta; Magnoliopsida; Solanales; Solanaceae. The record is from RefSeq and is a predicted model, not a curated record.
UAAAAAGAACUGACUAUAGUUAAUUUUCAGGAUGCCAUUAAUUCCGCAUCAUCGAUGACUCAAACAUUGAGUGGAGAGUUAGCUGAUGGUCAAAAGAAGUUGCUUACUCUUGCAGUUUCUGGAGCUAAUUCCAAUUCACCAAAUCCACUGAUUACCCACAUGAGUAAUGGACCAUUACUGCACGAGAAGCUUGAGGUUCCUGUUGAUCCAACCAAAGAACUAUCUAGAUUGUUAACGGAGCGCAAGUACGAGGAAGCAUUCACUGCGGCUUUGCAAAGAAGUGAUGUGUCUAUUGUAGCGUGGUUAUGUUCUCAGGUUGAUUUACCGGGUAUUUUGUCGAUGAAUCCUCUCCCGUUGAGUCAAGGAGUUCUUAUUUCGCUUCUUCAGCAGUUGGCCUGUGAUGUUAGCAGUGAAACAGCCCGAAAACUGUCCUGGAUGAGGGAUGUGCUAACCGCCAUAAAUCCAACUGAUCCAAUGAUUGCAGUGCACGUGCGACCUAUCUUUGAGCAAGUAUAUCAGAUACUAAUCCAUCAUCGGAAUCUUCCUACGACAACCCCUGCUGAACUUUCAAGCAUUCGGCUGAUUAUGCAUGUCAUCAACUCGAUGCUGAUGACCAGUAGUAAAUGAUUUCAAGAAUCGCGCAAUUAUGCAUGGAGAAUAUUCAAGUUUGUACAAAUCGUAGGAAUAUUCAUGGAGGGGCAAAAAGUACUGUAGAGUUGAAGUCCUCACCUGCCUUUUUAUACCAACUUGUUUUUAUUUUAUUUCUUUGAGGUAAAUCUGUAGUCUGGUCCGUUGGAUUUUUGGCUUGUUACGUAGUUUUCUUUUUGGGGUGGAAGUAUUUUGUAUACGAAUUUUUGUACUUUGUACACUGUUGUCUUUACUGCAAUUUCAAGGAGAUUAACAUCUUGGUUCAAUUA